This is a messenger RNA of Lontra canadensis (Northern American river otter), 1430 nucleotides long. RefSeq names its product Rho GTPase activating protein 8 (gene ARHGAP8). Gene Ontology annotation, cellular component: cytoplasm. The transcript is spliced from 13 exons. Gene Ontology annotation, biological process: negative regulation of endocytic recycling; small GTPase-mediated signal transduction. Gene Ontology annotation, molecular function: GTPase activator activity. The record is from RefSeq and is a predicted model, not a curated record. NCBI's taxonomy places the organism in Eukaryota, Metazoa, Chordata, Mammalia, Carnivora, Mustelidae.
CCGAGCCCAGGGUGUUGGAAGGAGCCCAUGCUGGAAUCCCCGAGAGGUGGCGUCAGGACGGUGUGCCUGGGCCGCCCUGCCCAGCAGCAGAGCAUGUCCCAGCUGGACUUGGAGGAGCUGGCCGAAAUAGAGCUGCAGAGAAAUGAAGAGGAAGCAGCCGCUCUGAGCAUAGUGAGGAGGCCAUCGGCAGUGCCCGCGGCUGCCCAGGACCCUGCGCUAAGCAUGAAUCACCCCUUCUACGACGUGGCCAGGCACGGCAUCCUGCAGGUGGCAGGUGGGGACGACCGCUUCGGAAGACGAGUCAUCACCUUCAGCUGUUGCCGGAUGCCCCCCUCCCACGAGCUCAACCAUAGGCGUCUGCUGGAGUACUUGAAGUACACGCUGGACCAGUACGUGGGGAGUGACUACACCGUCGUCUACUUCCAUUACGGCCUCAACAGCCGGAGUAAGCCGUCGCCGGGCUGGCUGCAGAGUGCCUGCAAGGAGUUUGACAGGAGGUACAAGAAGAACUUGAAGGCGCUGUACGUCGUGCACCCCACCAACUUCAUCAAGGUCCUGUGGACCAUCUUCAAACCGCUCAUCAGUCAUAAGUUUGGGAAAAAAGUCGUCUAUCUCAACGGCUUGAGCGAGCUCCGCGAACACCUCAAGUACGACCAUCUGAUCGUCCCCCUGGAGGUUCUGCGGUAUGAUGAAAAGCUCCGGAACCUGCACGAGGGCAGGUCGCCCCCUCCUGCCAAGAUGCCGCCGCCGCGGCCCCCUCUGCCCACCCAGCAGUUUGGUGUCAGUCUGCAAUACCUCAAGGACAAAAAUCAAGGGGAGCUCAUCCCUCCUGUGCUGAGGUUCACGGUGACGUACCUGAGAGAGAAAGGACUCCGCACUGAGGGCCUGUUCCGGAGAUCGGCCAGCGUCCACACCAUCCGCGAGAUCCAGCGGCUCUACAAUCAAGGGAAGCCGGUGAACUUUGAUGACUCUGGCGACAUCCACGUUCCCGCCGUGAUCCUGAAGACCUUCCUGUGAGAGCUGCCCCAACCACUGCUGACCUUCAGGGCCUAUGAGCAGGUUCUCGGGAUCACCAGUGUGGAGAGCAGCCUGCGGGUGACCCGCUGCCGCCAGAUCCUGCAGAGCCUUCCAGAACACAACCGCACUGUCCUCAGCUACCUCAUGGGCUUCCUGCAUGAGGUGUCCCGGGAGUGCAUUUUUAACAGAAUGAACAGCUCCAACCUGGCAUGCGUCUUUGGGCUGAAUUUAAUCUGGCCAUCGCAGGGGGCGUCCUCCCUGAGCGCCCUCGUGCCUCUGAACCUGUUCACCGAACUGCUGAUCGAGUACUACGAGAAGGUCUUCAGCACCCCUGAGGCACCCGAGGCCCGUGGGGAGCUCAGCGCCAGCACCCAAGGCAGGUGAGCGGGGCGGCCCCUUCACCAGAGGCGGUG